GAUCACUCUGCACAAAUACAUGAACACGGCUCACCAACAAAGGAUCCAUCCACGAGGAUUGCUCAAGAAGAAAUUUGGGAAUCAAAAGUAUAUACGUUCACUCCGGGGAAGGGACACCGAUAAUUACAAACACCCAAGAGAUCCAGGGACAGCAAGAAAGGAUGGAAGUUGAACCGCAUACGGUUCAGAUUCUGUCGACUGUUGACCUAGACUUGUUAGCCAAAGCACUUGCGAGAUUAAUCUUGGUAUUGAAGCAGAGGAUCAGGAAAUUUGACCGGACUGUCACUUGGGACAGAAAGAAGGUCUCAUCGCAGUUCGAAAGUGAGGUUCAUCGAAUCAAGACGAUUCUUUUACCAUCCAUACCAAGGAAGCUACAUCGGCUAUGCGAUUUGUUAUUUGAUUCGGUCUAUCUGCAAAAACUCGAAGCUCCUCAACUUCAAGACGGGAUUAAAGUCCUGAAAGAACUUGAAAAUAUCGUCCAUAAAAUAUCCUCUUCAAUCGACUCGUUUGUGGUUGAUGAAUAUCAAUUCUUUUCAAACCGUGACGCUGAGCGAUGGAAACAAUAUCGAUCGGAACGCGCCCAAUCAAAACUCGCCGAUUCGUUCUUCAACCUGAGAUGCCUACUCCUGCUUUAUUCUGACCUACUACCGCAACUUGGGGGCAUGACCAUCACGAGGCACGAGGCAAAACAGAAAUUAAGAGAACUGAUUGAUUAUAUCCACUUUGAGGAGGAGCGCGAAGAUGAUCGCAUUGCGUGGUUUGAUAUGUCCGAGCUCUCUGCCGUGCAGGAACACUGUGGAGAGAUGGCUGAAGAACAAGGAAAAUUGCUCCAGGAGUUGGUCGAGUUUCCAACCCUUCACAAAGAUAUACAUGUCCAACCACUCCGUGAAUUCAUCCCGAUUCUCAAGCUAUCACGACUAUUCUUCAACAAGAUUUCCAAGCCAACCAGUGACGAAUCUCAUCCAAUAACAAGCAUGAACACCGAUCAGCGUUUGAAUCUCAUCAAUCUCGUCGCCUCCAUCCCUACUAAACUCACCAAGUUUUACGACGAAAUGGAAUGUAACUACGAGCCCACACAAAAUAUCGAUCUAAGCAAAGUCUCUGAUCUCGGCAAACUGUUCCAAGCUCCUCUCAAUCUUUUAACCAAUUGUCUGAGUGAUCAAGGUACAAACCCAAACUCCCCUCAAGAUUCGAUUUCAAAAUUGAUUUUAUGGUAUGCCAAUUGGCAAUGUCACUUCUUUGUAGCCGUUAGACGUUUUUAUAUUGCUUACACAGACGCCUAUUCUAAUUUUUUGAUUGUGAAUUAGUCUUGAUUCAUUGGGGGGGAGAGAGAGACUUGACUGCCGAGCAAUAAACGUGCAGACUUGAAAUUUUUCUAUCUGUUUCAGUCUUCCUUAUUUAUUUAUUUAUUUAGUUAUCUGUCUGUUGUUACACCACCCCUUUUUCUUUCAAAUGUUUGACAGGAUGAGUAUCCUGGUUAUCUAUUUGA
Puccinia graminis f. sp. tritici CRL 75-36-700-3 is the source of this 1489-nucleotide messenger RNA. RefSeq lists its product as uncharacterized. Lineage: Eukaryota; Fungi; Basidiomycota; Pucciniomycetes; Pucciniales; Pucciniaceae. The transcript has 2 exons. The record is from RefSeq and is a predicted model, not a curated record. The coding region runs from base 162 to 1307 and encodes 381 amino acids.